AUGUCCGACCCCGAUGCCCUUAUCCGCUCGUCGGACCCAGAGCACCCCGCCAACCACAUCUGCACGCUGUGCGCAAAGUUCUACAGCCUGGGCUGGGUGACAGGUACGGGCGGAGGCACGAGCAUCCGGCAUGGCGACAAGAUCUACAUCGCGCCGAGCGGCGUGCAGAAGGAGCUGAUGCGGCCGACGGACAUGUUUGUCAUGGACUUUGAGAGCCGGGAGUAUCUGCGGCGACCCGCUGCACACAAACCCUCUGCAUGCACGCCCCUCUUCUACGCCGCCUUCAAGCGCGGCGCCGGCUGCUGCAUCCACACGCACUCGCAAUGGGCCGUCCUAGUCACCCUUCUCGUCGAGCGCGACUUCGGCAGCUCUGCGCCCUUCGAAAUCGAGCAGAUUGAGCAGAUCAAGGGGAUUCCCAAGGGCCGCGACAAGGUCGGGAACCUAGGCUAUUUUGACCGGCUGCGCAUCCCGAUUAUCGAGAAUACGGCGCAUGAGGAGGACCUGACGGACAGUCUGGAGAAGGCGAUGGAGGAGUACCCGGAUGCGUAUGCGGUGCUUGUGAGGAGGCAUGGGAUCUAUGUGUGGGGAGACAAUGUGCAUAAGGCGAAGACGCAGUGUGAGAGUAUUGAUUACAUAUUGCAGCUUGCGGUGGAGAUGAAGAAGCUGGGGCUGCCGUGGACGACGAAAUGA
This is a messenger RNA of Paraphaeosphaeria sporulosa, 690 nucleotides long. Its product is annotated as Methylthioribulose-1-phosphate dehydratase. The transcript is spliced from 2 exons. Gene Ontology annotation, molecular function: metal ion binding; methylthioribulose 1-phosphate dehydratase activity. Lineage: Eukaryota; Fungi; Ascomycota; Dothideomycetes; Pleosporales; Didymosphaeriaceae. The coding region runs from base 1 to 690 and encodes 229 amino acids. The record is from RefSeq and is a predicted model, not a curated record. Gene Ontology annotation, cellular component: cytoplasm.